AUGGAAAAAUUUGAAGCGCCGGACUCGGAACAGCUCGAUUUUCAUCAUGAAACCGAGACACGCAGCUGCGACAGCUUAUUACCGCAAGACCUGCAAAAAUGCUACGAGAUAAUCUGUGGCACGAAUAAAAGAUUGGAGUUGGAACUUGAAAAUGUUGGUCUAGGAGGACUCCGGGAGGAAUAUGACAAGGACCUACGAGGAUGGAAGAAAGAGGCACAGAAACUCGGCAACAGUAAACCUGGGACGAGGAAGAUGGCGUUUAUUGGAAGAACUGGAGCUGGAAAAAGCACAGCCAUGAAUGCAAUACUAGUUGCAACUGUCGAGCUUCAAACUAAUUUUGACUCGCAGGGGGCAUGUACUUCUGUCCAGACGGAAGUAUGUUAUGAAGACUUGCCUCCUUCAACAUGGAGAGCAAGCAUCAAAUUCGUUGAAAAAGAUGAAUGGAAAAAAACUCUAUUAAACAUACUGGACGACCUGGAUGUGUAUGGCGCUUCGAACAAGGGGUAUGGUAUUCACGAUGAUAGUCGGCCUGCGAUGGAUGCAUGGGAGACGUUGAAACAGGAAAGUCAUAAUUAUUUUUUCGGUACUAUCACGUGGGUGUAUCCUCACCUUCGUGCGCUAUCAUUCCCCCCACCUCAACAAAAUAUUCGUGUACUUCUUGAGGAUGAGUUCAUAGCAACCAAGCUCGGAACUGAAAUUCAGAGGAACGGUCUCCGACCCUAUAUGAGUGCGAACACGAAGGUUGUGGAAGGAAAACCAUUGGAGUGGCAUCUAGUACACAGUGUUCGUAUUUAUGGAGCAUUCGAUGUACUUGCAUCUGGUGCAGUUAUGCUAGUGGAUGUCCCUGGUUAUGGAGAUGCAAACAAAACGAGAACUAGGCGGACGGAGGAAUACCUCAAAAGUGCUGAAGUCGUUAUAUUAGUGGCAGACAUCAAGCGGGCAGCUGAUGACCAGGCCAUGCGUGACUACUUCGUAAAUUUUUUGCAUCAAAUGAUCCGGAUAGACGGAAGCAUGGAGUCAUUUAUGAUCGUUCUUACUGGCACGGAUGUGCGAAUCGAUGAGGACCAGCUGCAUAAUCUAGACUCAAAUCAACGAAGCAUAAUCCAGCAAAUGCAUCAGGAGAUCGACAAACUCAGCGACAACCUAGAUAGGCAAGAAAAACAACUAGGCAUACUCCGUAUGGAGAUCGACAAAACUCGGAGUUGCGAUGGGGCGGGAAUUGAUAUUGAAUUACUGAAGCGAGAAUGGUGUGAUGGAAAAAUGCACAAACGGACAGCUGAUCAAUUGCAACGGGCAACAGCUGCCAAAAACGCAUACAUCGCACACCAACGAUCUUCUCAUGUACGAGAAGUCUUUAUACAGCUCUACCGUCAAAUAUACUGCAAUAUUAAUGAACAGAACUCUGCCUGCGAACCCCCUCCGCUACCCGUGUUUUGUAUUGGAAGCACGGAUUUCAACCAACUUACGGGAGCGAAUAUACGAAACAGAGCCCCUUUGGUUUUUACCACGGCUGAAGAUACUGGUAUUCCACAUUUGCGUCGGCAUAUUCAUGAUUUUGGUCGCAGGAAUACACUGUCCGAUAUCAAGACCCACGUACAUAACUGCACUUUGCUAUGGGAAGAAAUCGAGAGUUUCUUCCUUUCUGCAAGGUCGGAUUUGAGGCUCAUAGCCUAUGAGAAUGUGGCAAGAGAUUUGGCAGAUGGCCUCAAAGAGGCUGUUGAUGAGAUUCGCAAGAAUUCAGGAGGCAAGAUGGACGAGACUAUCAAUGAGCUGGAGAAGGCUCUUCAAAUUCAAGCCGAGAAGGUAGCUAAGCGCAGUCUCAAUAUCGUCAAGACACUCGGAGCAGGAUACCGAUGGCACAGCUAUCGUGCACUCAUGCGCCGAGAAGGUGAAUGGGGAUCCAUAGACCUCAACGAGGACCUCGUGCAUGGCAUGUUAGAUGGUGCCGUCUCAAGUGUGUGGCAUAAUUUUUUCACUGACUUCGUCCGGUCGGAACUACAGUCGCUCAUUGUGGCAGUCUCAAGUAAGACGGACUCAGCUAUUCUAGCAAUCAAAAACCGAGCCCAACGAAUGACAACGAUCGCUCCACGCAUCAAUAACGCAUGCAAUCUCAUUCAUCCUCGCGACAUCAUAAAUCCUGCACGAGAGGCAUAUUUGUCAGCCAUUUUAGCAAUGCAGAGAGAGUUCUGCGGAACAUUCAAGGGUCUGCUCCGUAAGGAGCUGGAGGACCAUUACCAGUGUAUGGCAAGUGAGUCUGGUCCGGGAAUGUACAGACGUAUGAAGGACCUAAACGAGGAGCGAUUCAGUCCAGAACGUGCUCAGGAGCUUUUUGCCGGACUCGUCAAUCAAGUUAUAACAGCGAUCCGUAUAGCGAGAAACAAGGGCGAGACGGCACUCGACGAGGCACUGGGUCGGUUGUAUUUAAGCAUCAAUCGCUCGCUUGUCUGCGUGCAAGGAAACGAUCAGAUAAGCAAAGUUAAACGAAGACAUAUGCAGAAAUUCCUCCAAGAAGAGUGCAGCAAGCCGCUCGCAGAGGUAAUGACCAUCACAGAGCUGACGGCCCACGGGGAUAAAGCACUCGACCGGUUAUAUUCACACAUCAAGCGCCCUCUUGGCUGCAUUCAGAAAGGCGAUAAAAUGACCAAAGUUGCUCGGAAGAAGAUGCGGAUGUUCCUUAAAGAAGAGUAUAGCAAACCGCUGGUAGAGGUGAAAAUCAUCGCGGAUAGGUGUAAAGAGCGCAACGCGGCACCGAUCGACUCGGAGGUGACAGCUAAUGAUUUUUGA
This is a messenger RNA of Suillus clintonianus, 2784 nucleotides long. RefSeq lists its product as uncharacterized. NCBI's taxonomy places the organism in Eukaryota, Fungi, Basidiomycota, Agaricomycetes, Boletales, Suillaceae. The coding region runs from base 1 to 2784 and encodes 927 amino acids. The transcript is spliced from 30 exons. The record is from RefSeq and is a predicted model, not a curated record.